Molecule: messenger RNA, 1935 nt
Organism: Thermochaetoides thermophila DSM 1495
Lineage: Eukaryota; Fungi; Ascomycota; Sordariomycetes; Sordariales; Chaetomiaceae
Product: putative hmp1 protein
Exons: 5
Coding region: 1-1935 (644 amino acids)
Biological process (GO): endocytosis; actin cortical patch localization; plasma membrane tubulation
Cellular component (GO): Rvs161p-Rvs167p complex; medial cortex; actin cortical patch
Molecular function (GO): protein binding; lipid binding
Source: RefSeq, a predicted model, not a curated record
AUGAGCUUCCGAGGCUUUCAAAAGGGGCUCGCCCGAGCACCGCAACAAAUCAAAGCAAAGCUAAAUAUCGGCGACAAUACCAAAGACGCUGUCUACAUCGAUGCAGAACGCCGAUUCCAGGAUUUGGAGCGUGAGACGAAGCGCCUGCACGAUGAAAGCAAGAAGUACUUCGAGGCUAUCAACAGCAUGUUGCAGCACCAGAUCGAGUUUGCCAAGGCCAUGACCGAGAUCUACAAGCCCAUUAGUGGUCGCAUGUCGGAUCCCGAGACUCUCAAGGUAGACGGCAACCCGGACGGUAUCCGUGCCUGCGAGGAGUAUGAGGCCGUAGUCAAGGAUCUGCAGGAGACGUUGCAACCGGAACUUGAGAUGAUCGAAACUAGGGUUAUUCGCCCAGCGACUGAACUACUCGAUGUCAUUAAGGUAAUUCGAAAGACUGCGACCAAGCGCGAACACAAGAAACUGGACUAUGACCGCCACCGCAAUGCCCUCAAGAAGCUGCAGGAAAAGAAGGACAAGUCGUCCAAGGAUGAGAAGGCGAUGUGGAAGGUCGAAAACGAUUUGGAGCUGGCUACGCAGGAGUACAAUUACUACAACGACUUGCUCAAGGCGGAGCUGCCCAAGUUGUUCGAGUUGGAGCGCGAGUUCAUCCAGCCUCUCUUCCAGUCUUUCUACUACAUGCAGCUCAACAUCUUCUACACGCUACAUGAACGCAUGCAGCGCGUCGACAUUGGUUACUUCGACUUGACACUCGACGUUGAGGAAGCCUUUAUCCAGAAACGCGGUGAUAUCCAGGAGCGCGCAGAAGCCCUAACUAUCACCCGUUUCCGAACCACUGGCCGGCUGCGCGAGCCUAAGUACCAGCGCCCGGGUGCUGGCGCAAUUGAAGGCUCCAAGCCUGCUGGUUUGCUCACAGCCGGCACGUCAUCAGCGCAAACUUUGUCCACCUCUCCAACAGCGACGUCUCCUGCGACGGCCACCGCUACCACUUCCACGACCACUUCUGCAUCCUCGAAAUUCCCUGCCUACAACCCUUCAACACGCCCAAGCUGGCAGCAACAAUCCUCCGACUCUGUUGACAGUCCCCCACCUCCGUAUUCCUCUCCGGGCACCACUCCUGGCAUCGCAAAGCCUCUGUCGACAACAGCCUCAUCCCUUGCGGCUGCGGCUGCAGCCAAGUCCAAGCCUAAGCCGCCACCGCCGCCAAAGCCUAAGCCGGCACGGUUGGCGGCACCAAAGGUUGAGACGGUGACGGCAUUGUACGAUUUCUCGGCUCAGGCUGAAGGAGACCUGAGCUUCCGAGCGGGCGAUGUGAUCGAGGUGGUGCAGCGGACACAAAAUGAGAAUGAAUGGUGGACGGGGCGGCUGAAUGGAGUGGUUGGGCAGUUUCCUGGCGAUACUCCCUCCACUCUCAAAGCCUGCAUGGAUGCUGCCACGGGAGCAGUUCAACACGCAAUAGGCCAUAUGACGGGGGAUUCUUCAAAGGAGGAACAUGGCAAGGAGAAGCAGCGUAUGGCACGUUCCGAAUACGAGGAGUCUCAUGCAGUAACACGGCUUCGCGGAACAACCUCCUCCUCUACCGGCGCCAUUGCAGAGGAUCACCCAGACCGCCCCGAAGGGUCGUGGAAACAGACUGCCGGGACGGCGAAGCAAUUUAUCGGCAAUCUCGUGGGUGAUGAGAACUUGAAGCAAGCUGGCCGGGAGCAAGACAUGUCCGGACGAGCACAGGAGACCCGUGGCCAAAUCCGUGACUUCGCCUCUGGUUUAGGAGACCGUGUUAUCGGGGCUUUAGGCAGCGCAGCCGCAGACUUGACGGGUAACAAGGAGAAGCAAGCCAAGUUCAAGGAGAGACACGAUGUCGGGAAAACCAGGGAGCGCGGAGCAGAGGUUGGACUGCAGAAGAAGUUUGAGGACGGAAAGCAGGUGACGGAAUCUUAA